AUGGCGCUACCGGCGGUAACUCCCUUUGAAGUGUUGGCUAAUGUCGGCGCCUGCUGGAAAAGAUGGCUAAAUAGUUUUGAACUCUAUUUGGUUGCAUCGGGAAUCCGCAACGAUGCAUGGAAAAGGGCUUUGUUACAACAUUUACCAAGAGCUAAAGUCCAAGACAUCUUCUUCACUAUGGAUGACACAACCGACGGUGGCUAUGUGCAGUAA
This is a messenger RNA of Xyrichtys novacula (pearly razorfish), 213 nucleotides long. NCBI's taxonomy places the organism in Eukaryota, Metazoa, Chordata, Actinopteri, Labriformes, Labridae. The record is from the annotation of a GenBank genome assembly.